Messenger RNA from Penicillium taxi, 567 nucleotides. RefSeq lists its product as uncharacterized. Gene Ontology annotation, molecular function: snoRNA binding; structural constituent of ribosome; rRNA binding. Gene Ontology annotation, cellular component: Mpp10 complex; small ribosomal subunit; small-subunit processome. NCBI's taxonomy places the organism in Eukaryota, Fungi, Ascomycota, Eurotiomycetes, Eurotiales, Aspergillaceae. The transcript is spliced from 3 exons. The record is from RefSeq and is a predicted model, not a curated record. Gene Ontology annotation, biological process: rRNA processing. The coding region runs from base 1 to 567 and encodes 188 amino acids.
AUGGUCCGUCAACUCAAGCACCACGAGAAGAAACUUCUUCGGAAGGUUGACUUCCACACCUAUAAGUCUGAUGGAGGUCACCGUGAGCACCAAGUUCGCCAGCGUUACCUCCUCCAGGAUCCUAUGGACUACCGGAAAUAUAAUACUAUGUGUGGAUCUCUACGCCAGCUAGCACACAAGCUUUCCCAACUCGACCCAGACUCCGACCCAGUGCGCAAGAAGCUUGAGUCAGAGCUAUUAGAGAAGCUAUGGCGAAUGGGUAUCUUAAAACAGUCGCGCGAGCAAGGAGCAGGUCUGUCACGAGUCGAGCGCGAAGUCACCGUUUCUGCAUUCUGUCGUCGCCGCUUAGCUGUUUUGAUGGUACGAAGUGGCUUGGUGGAAACUAUUAAAGCUGCUGCUACCUUCAUUGAACAGGGUCACGUCCGUGUUGGAACAGAAGUUGUCACAGACCCUGCUUUCCUCGUUACUCGCAAUAUGGAGGAUUUCGUGACCUGGGUCGACUCAAGCAAGAUCAAGCGCAAUAUUAUGCGUUACCGUGAGAAGCUGGAUGACUUUGAUCUUCUAUGA